Teleopsis dalmanni is the source of this 918-nucleotide messenger RNA. Its product is annotated as thioredoxin-related transmembrane protein 1-like. The record is from RefSeq and is a predicted model, not a curated record. The transcript has a single exon. Lineage: Eukaryota; Metazoa; Arthropoda; Insecta; Diptera; Diopsidae. The coding region runs from base 1 to 918 and encodes 305 amino acids.
AUGAUCCGCACUUAUUAUUGGUUGCUUGCUAUUGUUGCCUGUAUCGCCAUCUGUCAAGUGGGAUUUCAAGACAUUGACAACACAAACCGUGUAUUGCCUUUGAGUAAUAAUCCAGCCCUUGAAAUAGUUGAAGAUAUUGAAUUGAAUGCCACGAAUUGGCAAUCAAUAUUGCAGGAUCAAUGGCUGGUUGAGUUUUACGCAUCCUGGUGUAAGUCCUGUACAAAAUUCUCACCUAAUUGGGUUAAAGUUAAUGCUGUAGCUGCAAAUUAUGGUGUCAAUAUAGGACGUAUUGAUGUAACACUCUCCCCGCUUCUAAGCUAUCGUUUUCGGGGAGUUGCACUACCAGCAAUAUUUCACAUUAAUCACGGCGAGUUUCGUGAAUAUUGUGGCAAUCUGAAAGAUGAAUCCGUCAUAAAUUUUAUUAGAAAGGAGAUAUGGAAACAUUAUCAGCCCGUUACUAGUUGGAAGUUAACAGGAAUGGCUCAACGCAUGAAAGCUUAUUCAUAUUUCCUUAAACUAUCACAAACAUUCAAAACAAUUGAUAAUAUAUUGCAACAGGAGUUUUACUUUUCUUUCUGGAUCACGUAUGCAAUAUUUAUAGUUGCUUCUUUUGUUGUAGCUUCAGUGUUAGGCAUUGUAUGUGGUGCGGUUAUAGAUGCAAUUGAGUAUUUCAGAAGAGAAACAUUACCAAUCUAUAUACUCCACAUGAAUCAGAAAAACUAUGUAGAAGAAGAAGAGUUUUUCGAAAUUGAGGAUACAAGUGAAGAAUCAGAAGACGAGGAACAACACGACACACAAGAAAGACUUAAGGAAAUAGUACAAUUGCUGUGUUCCACUGAUCAUGAUGAAAAGCUGAGAUUAUGGUCGAAACUUUUCCUUGAAAAUAUUAAGCAAAAAAAACCAAUAUUUUUUGGCUGA